Penicillium antarcticum is the source of this 1587-nucleotide messenger RNA. RefSeq names its product Iwr1 domain-containing protein. Gene Ontology annotation, biological process: protein import into nucleus. The record is from RefSeq and is a predicted model, not a curated record. The transcript is spliced from 4 exons. The coding region runs from base 1 to 1587 and encodes 528 amino acids. Gene Ontology annotation, cellular component: cytoplasm. NCBI's taxonomy places the organism in Eukaryota, Fungi, Ascomycota, Eurotiomycetes, Eurotiales, Aspergillaceae.
AUGACGCUCCCCCCAGAACAAAUCAACAUCAAGCGCAGACGCGAAGAAGAGCCCGUGGAAACCCUCUAUAUCCAAUCGGCACUCCACCAAACCAAAAGACGCUUCACAGACUUCGUCUUCCACAGAGUAACACUGAAAGCCAGCGAAAGCUCAGAUGCAUCCCCAAGCCCACCAUCAACAGCGCACCCAGCAGCCCAGCGUCUCCUACGCAGCCCGCGCUCAGUAAGCAGUCUGCACGUAAACCGCCGCUCACCAGCAUCCUCAAUUGGACUCGGCAAUGGCAAUGGCGUACCAACAGUCCGAGCAACCUCACCAGGCGCAGAAUUCCGCGAAGCACAGCGCCUCGCAGCUGCGCGCAAAGAGCUCGAGGAAAAGCGCCGCGAACUCAUCUACUCGGGUCAAGCUCCGCCUUCGCCAGGACAGUCCAGCCCUGCACCCAGUACCUCCGACUCGGCAUCAGCAAAGGGUGAAACCAAACAAGCAUCCAGAAAUGCAUCGCCUAGCCGUGCCCAGUCUCUGCGCCGCUUCCAGAUCUCGCGAUCAAACCUCGGUUCUCUACGGAGCCCUGGCGGAGUCCAGAAACGCCGCAUUGAUGGUCCUGCGCCGGGUGUCGCUGUGCUAGUUGAGCAAAUGCAUCGGCGCACGCAUUCGCGCAAGACGUCUAUGGUCUCUGAUAUGGUUGUGCAGGCGCAGCUUGGGGAUCGGGUUCUUUCGCUUCCGCCGAAGGAAAUUGUGGAGGGUUCGGCUCCGGCUUCGCCUGUGAAGCCGAGGAAACGUCCUGUUGUUAAUCAGGCUGAGCGACGGUGGAGGGAGGAGCGGAAGGGGUCAAUUUCCGCGGCCAAGGACCGGCUUAAUGAGACUGUUGAGAAAUCUGCGCAGACGAACCAGCAGAGGAAUUGGGAAGAGGAGUCUGAGCGGCUUGCUAGGGACUUUGAGCAGGUUGCUCUUGAGCUUCAGGGUGAUGAUGGGCAGGAGCAGAAGCAUGGUAUGGAUCUUGAUGCACGACUUGCUGGGAAUGGGGAUGCGCAUGUGUCGGCUCCUUCGGCUGUUCAGCCUGUGAGCUCUGCGCUCAAGUCGCCAUUGAAAUAUCAGCCGAGACUGCCGAAGGAACCUAGAAUCGCGCCUGUUCAACCCCAGCCUCGGUCUCAAUCUCCGCUGAAGAACGAGGAGGCCGUGGAGGAUACGCCUGAGGCAGAGGAUGAUGAUGGUGACUAUGUCUACGAUGUCUACAUUCGCCGUCCGCUGUCGGAGAGCGAAAUGCUCCGCAAUCCUCUUUCUGAGUAUGAGUCCGAGCAGCAGCAGAAGAAUGCCGCCAAGGCUCAGCCUGGUGUUGGUGUCAUCGUCAUUACAGAAGAGGAUGAGCAGUACUGGGAGCAUUUCGUUGAGGACGAUGAAGAGGAGUGGGACAGUGAGGAUGCGGAUUCGAAUGCUGAGAACAAUCCCGCUAAUGACUAUCCCGAUGAGGAGAUUUCCUCUGAUGAUGCUGGCUUUGACUUUGAUGAUUCUGCCAGCGAGGACGGGUUCAACUCUGGUUUCGGCUAUAACUCGCGCUAUGGUGGCCAGGAUUCAGACUCUGAUGAUUACUGA